AUGUAUCCGAACCAAGCGUUUUCGUCGGGAUCUUACGCUGAGAUGAUUUCGGGGAACACUUUGUUACCUCAUAACUAUAGUGAAUCUGAAGGAGGACAAAAUGAGUUGAAGUUUAUCGCAUCUAUGGACGACUCAAUGAAUAUGCAGUCUAUUGGUCAAGGGCAUUCGAAUGCUGCUACGAGCGAUCCAACGACGCAAUUUGGACUCAUUGAGAGUGAGCAAAAUGUACAAUGUCAAGGCUUGUCUCUUAGCCUUGGAACAAUGAUGCCUUCCUUUCAAUAUCAGUAUCCCGGCAACGGUUUCACCUCGCUAAUGAAUGCUCAGAUUUCGAAUUUAAAAGGGUCGGCGUCUCUUAAAGAUGACGAGGAAUUGAGAAAUGCGGAGUGUAUUGCAUAUAAUAAUUCUGUCAAAAGGGAGGGUUUGUAUAAUCCGCACUCUUCGAUAGGUCUUAACGAAGGUCAAUCUGAUCAGUGUCUGCACAGAUCAGCGAUUCUUCCGAACAAUGGACUUAAUGCACAUUACCUUAAGGCGGCACAGGAGUUGCUUGAUGAAAUAGUUAAUGUUCGAAAGACGUUGAAACAAACUGGAUUGGAGAAACAACAAAGCUUUCGUGAUGCUGGUUUAGACGGUUCCAAAGAUUCUGAUGGAAAAUCUACAAGCCAAUCUAUGCAAAUAUCUUCGGGUGCUAAUGGUUCUAAUGCAAACAACUCUGCGACUGAGCUAUCGCCUGCAGAACGACAGCACUUGUUAGACAAGAAAACAAAACUUUUGUCCAUGCUGGAUGAGGUAGACAAAAGAUACCGACAAUACUGUCAUCAGAUGCAGAUGGUGGUGUCAUCUUUCGACAUGGUUGCUGGUUGUGGAGCAGCCGAGCCAUAUACAGCUCUUGCUUUGCGCACAAUUUCUCGUCACUUUCGCUGUUUGCGUGAUGCUAUUAGCGGUCAAAUUCAAGUGACUCAAAGGAGCCUCGGAGAACAAGAGGGAAUACCUCGUCUCCGGUAUGUCGAUCAGCAGCUUAGACAACAGAAAGCUCUUCAGCAGCUUGGUGUAAUGAGACAAGCUUGGAGACCUCAGAGGGGACUUCCCGAAAGCUCUGUUUCCAUACUCCGUGCGUGGCUCUUCGAGCAUUUCCUUCAUCCUUAUCCUAAGGACUCGGAGAAAAUUAUGCUGGCAAGACAAACAGGCUUGACCCGAAACCAGGUGGCAAAUUGGUUCAUUAAUGCAAGGGUGCGUCUAUGGAAACCGAUGGUCGAAGAAAUGUACAAAGAAGAGUUUGGCGAUUCCGAGACAAGUAGCAAUCUUUUAUCAGAAAACACGCCGAAAGCUCCAAGAGAAGAUGAUCUUCGAGCGUGGGAUGAUAAAAGAGAUGAGUCUCAUGACAAGUUAAUAACCAUUGAUAGCGCUCAACAGCAAGGUCAAAUCGCAGGGUUGAAGCUGGAUCAUGCAUCCUCUUCUGCCACCAGAGCGACAGAAUUGGAAAGAGGAAUUCAAAGUAAUGAUCAUUGGACGAAUGUGAUGGAUUCUAGAAUUGGGAAAAUGCAGGGUGAUCAACAAAGGUUUAACAUGAACAAUAGUCCGUAUUCGAACGCACCUAUCUCGAUAAACCAAAAUGGUGAUGGCUGCUUAAUGGAUUCAACUCCUACUACUUAUGAUGACUUAUCAGAGUUGAGUAACUUUGCUGUUGGUGGAAAUGUCUCACUUGCAUUGGAGUUGAGGAACUCGGAAAGUGAUGGAUUUGGUUUGUCGAAUGAUGACGUCAAUAAAAGGCGUAAUCAAACAUUGGCUUCUUCGCCGGAUAAUGAUUUGUUAGAUUAUCAUUUCACAGACAGUGGAAAGCAACAACACAACAAGUUUGGCAAUCCUCAUUUGUUACAUGAGUUUGUUGUCUGA
Molecule: messenger RNA, 1890 nt
Organism: Vicia faba (fava bean)
Lineage: Eukaryota; Viridiplantae; Streptophyta; Magnoliopsida; Fabales; Fabaceae
Source: the annotation of a GenBank genome assembly